This is a messenger RNA of Thecamonas trahens ATCC 50062, 1698 nucleotides long. Its product is annotated as FAD binding domain-containing protein. The transcript is spliced from 2 exons. Lineage: Eukaryota; Apusomonadida; Apusomonadidae. The record is from RefSeq and is a predicted model, not a curated record. The coding region runs from base 1 to 1698 and encodes 565 amino acids.
AUGUCUGCUGACGAACAGAAGGUUGCGGUGGUUGUGGUGGGCGGUGGACCCACAGCGCUCUCUGUGGUGGCAAGAAUCAUCGAGCCGUACCCGGACCACCUCACCGAGCGGGACCACAACACGCUGCUGACGGCGGUGAGGAAGACGGGCAAGCAGAGGCCCGGACAGAAGCGAAAGGACGACGUGCCGCCGGUGGAGAGCCUUUUGCCGCAUGUGGCCGUCAUCGAUGCCUCCGAUGACAAGUGGAUGACGAGGUGGAACAGGUACUUUGAGGCCUUCCGCAUUCCCAUGCUUCGCUCGCCUGUCUUUCAUCAUCCUGAUCCUCGCGAUGGCCUCGCCCUGCGGACGUACGCCAAGAGUUGCGGCCGCGAUGCCGAGCUCACACCCAUCGACUCGUUUUUUGACAACAAGCGGGCGUACAAGGUCAAGUCACGCCGGGGUCAGACCCAGCAGUGGAACAACGAGGUCCAUCGCCAGAACUUCCUCCUCCCAUCGUCGCGCCUCUUCUCCUCCUUCUGCUCCUCGGUCGUCGACUCGUACGGCAUCGGCGAUUUGGUCCGCCACGCCACCGUUGUCGACGUCCGCCCCAUUGUGGACGAUGCCACCGGUGCCGUCGUCAAGUACGCCGUCGACAUGGCGCCGGCUGGCGGCGACUGCGACGAGGUCAAGACCAUCAUCACCACCGCGCUCGUCCUCGCUAUCGGCCUCACCAAUCACCUGUCCAUUCCCGAGUUUGUGGCGAGCCUACAGCCGGGCGCGUACCCGGCCGGCCGGAUCCAGCACGCUUACGAGGUCCACUUUGACGCUCUCCCGGACGAUGGAUCCGGGAGCCAGGCUCCGUUGCGGGCAGGCGGGCGGCGGCUGGUCUUUGAGCGAGCGAGCAACGUGUUGAUUGUCGGCGGCGGGCUGACUGGCGCUCACAUCGCUAACCUCGCACUGGCGUCGGGCGUCAAGCACGUCACGCUUGUCACUCGCUCGUUCAUUCUCACUCGCCAGUUUGACGUGCCCAUCGACUGGGUUGGCACCUUUAAGGCCGCCAACAUGGCUGCGCUGCUCACGCUCAGCCCCGACGAGCGGCUCGACGAGAUUCACAGCGUCCGUGCGGGCGGCUCCAUCCCGCCACGCUAUGUCGCCGCACUCAAGGCUGCCACCGCCGAGGAGCGCCUGACGCUGGUAGAGAACGCCACUGUGGCGUCGCUGGCUUACGACGCCGACGCCGACGCCUUUGCCGGCACUCUGGAGCCGAGCAAGGCCGACCGUGAGCCGAGCUACGGCGAGUCUGGCCCGGUCUUUGAUGACAUCCACUCGGUCAUCCUCGCCACCGGCGCCGACGAGGACAUCGGUGCCGAGCCGUUCCUCGCCUCGCUCCUGGCCUCACCGGCCCUCGACCUGCCGAUCGAGCGCGGCUUCCCUGUCCUCUCGCCGGAGCUCCAGUGGGGCAGAGAUACAAACGUGUUUGUGUGUGGCGGCUACGCUGCGCUCGAGCUCGGUCCGUGGUCGCACAACCUCUCGGGCUCCCGCUCGUCGUCCAAGCGCGUUGCGCCCGCCCUCCGCCGUCUUUUGCACACCACCAUUGCUCCGCCCGUUGCAGACGCGGACGGCGGCGCUUACAGCGAUGAAGACUCUGACUCGUCGUCGUCAUCGUCGUCCGACGCCUUUGUGGCCUCGAACCCGUACGCCCUGCUCGAUCUCGAGUAA